AGCCAAAAUGAAGGCUCUGGUCUGUGUUGGUUGUUGGAUCUCUCUCCUGGCUCUGGUCGCUGCAGACCUGGGGGUGGAGGCCACCCCCAGCCAAGAUGAGGAGCCCCUGAUGCGCUUGCAGCUCCAGCCGGAGGGAGGGGACCUGUUCCCCUGCUGUGACCCCACCACUGAGGACCACGGUGGGCAGAGCUCCUCCAACGACACGCCCGCCCCAGAUAGGACCGUCUGCCGACCCUGCGACCCCGCACCGUCUCUGGGCUCGGCUCCCGAGGAGGCGCCCCUCUCCGUGGAGGAGGAGGAGGAGGAAGAGGAGGAGGAGGAAGAGGAGGCGGCUCCAGCUGAGGAAGAAGGGGAGGAAGAAGGGGAGGAUUCGGCGGAGGAGAUAGCAAGCCACGAAGAGGAACAAGAGGAGGCAGCCUCGCUCGAGGAGGUGGUGGAGGAGGAGGAGGAGGAGCCCGUUGAGGAAGAGGCGGAGCCUGAGGAGGAAGUGCAAGCUUCAGAUGAGGAAGUGGCUGAGGAGGAAGCAGAGGAGGCAGAGGCUGAACCUGAAGACGAAGCAGCUACCACAGAAGAAGAAGCCGAAGCAGAUGAGGAAGUAGCCGCACUUGAAGAGGAAGUGAGCGAGCCUGAGGAAGUCGAAGCCGUGGAGGAAGCGGUUGAGGAAACCGUAGAAGAAGAAGAAGCCUCAGAGGAGGAAGUAGCGGAGGAAGUAAUCGAGGAAGAGGCGGAGCCAGAGAGCCUCCCAGAGGAAGUGACGGAGGUGGAGGAGGAAGCUGCGGCGUUGGAGGAAACGGUAGAAGAAGAGGCAGAGCCCGAGGUCGAACCAGAGGAAGUUCCAGAAGAGGAACCUGUGGAAACUGCAGAACCUGAACCAGAACCUGUUGUGGAGGAGGUGGCAGAGGAGGUGCUGGAGGAAGAAUCUCCUGCAGAGGAGGAGGUGGAGGAGGUAGUGGAGGAGGAGGUGGUGGAGGAGCCAGCAGCUCCUGUAGAGGAGGUGGUGGAGGAGCCAGCAGCUCCUUUAGAGGAGGUGGUGGAGGAGGUGGCAGAGGAGGUGGCUUCUGCUGUUGAGGAGGCGGUUGUGGAGGAUGUGGUGGAGGAGGUCACUGUGGAGGAGGUGCCAGAAGAGGAGGUGCCAGUAGAAGAGGUUGUUGGGAAACCAGCCAAAGCAGCAAAGGAGGCAGCAGUUCCCACCCCCCGAGACCGCUCCCACAUUGACGACACGCUGCGAUUGGCUGGCUCCGGGCCCUCUGCAGAGUUCUCAGCUGCUAUGAAGAACCUGCAGCACAUCUACCACUCUGCCAUCAAGCCUCUGGAGCAGGCCUACAAGUACAACGAGCUGAGGCAGCAUGAGGUCACAGAUGGAGAGAUCACCUCCAAGCCUAUGGUGUUGUUCCUGGGCCCCUGGAGUGUGGGCAAGUCCUCCAUGAUCAACUACCUGCUGGGUCUGCAUGGCACACCCCAACAGCUCUACACAGGGGCGGAGCCGACCACCUCAGAGUACACGGUGGUGAUGCACGGGGAGAAGUUCCGCACGGUGGAGGGCAUCGUCAUGGCGGCGGACAGCUCGCGCUCCUUCUCGCCCCUGGAGAAGUUCGGCCAGGGCUUCCUGGAGAGGCUGGUGGGCAUCGAGAUGCCCCACAAGCUGCUGGAGAGAGUCACCUUCGUGGACACGCCCGGGAUCAUCGAGAACCGCAAGCAGCAGGAGAGGGGAUACCCCUACAACGAGGUGUGCCAGUGGUUCAUCGACCGCGCCGACCUCAUCUUCUUGGUGUUCGACCCCACUAAACUGGACGUGGGUGGCGAGCUGGAGAUGCUCUUCAGGCAGAUGAAGGGCCGCGAGUCCCAGAUCCGCCUCAUCCUCAACAAGGCCGACAACCUGGCGACGCAGGACCUGAUGAGGGUGUACGGCGCCCUCUUCUGGAGCAUGGCUCCCCUCAUCAACGUGACUGAGCCACCCAGGGUCUACGUCAGCUCCUUCUGGCCCCAGGACUACGCCCCCAACACCAGCCGGGAGCUCUUCAUGAGGGAGGAAACCUCUCUGCUGGAGGAUCUUAACCAGGUCAUCGAGAACCAGCUGGAGAACAAGAUCGCCUUCGUCCGCCAGCACGGCAUCCGCGUGCGCAUCCACGCGCUGCUGGUCGACCGCUACCUGCAGACGUAUUACGACAAGCUGGGUUGGUUCAGCGACCCGUACGAGGUGUUCCACGACAUCGUCACAGACCCGGACAAGUUCUACAUCUUCAAGUCCAUCCUGGCCAAGACCAACGUCAGCAAGUUCGACCUGCCGGACAAGGAGGCCUACCAGGACUUCUUCGGGGUGAACCCGGUGACGAGCUUCAAGCAGCUGUCCCAACACUGCAGCUGGUCUGGAGGAUGCCUGCUGGAGAAGAUCGAGAAGGCCAUCACCGUGGAGCUCCCGGGGCUGCUUAGCAGUCUGGGGAAAAGCCCGGAAGCGCCGGCGCCGGUCAAGGCGGCGCCCGCCCCGCCCCCGCCCCUCCCCGGGACUUGUACGGGGCCAGAGUGCACGGAGAAGCCCAAGAACAAGUGGAGGAGGCAGUGAAGGGAGGGAGCGAGGGAUGAGAGAGAGAGAGAGAGAGAGAGAGAGAGAGAGAGAGAGAGAGAGAGAGAGAGAGAGAGAGAGAGAGAGAGAGAGAGAGAGAGGGAGAGAGAGAGAGAGAGAGAGAGGGAGGGAAGAGGUGUGAAGAUGUGGAGAGUUUUCUCUAUAGGGGUUGACCCCUGUGUUUGUCUGGACUGGACCUGAGGUAGUAAAGGAGAGAGGGAUGGAGUGAGGGAGGGAGGAAAUGAGGUGUGGGCAGAGGAGAGGGUUGGGUACAAGAGUGGUGAGAGGGGAGUGAAGGAGUGAUUGCGUGGAGUUUCCAACUACAAGAAGCCGACCAGAAUAGAAUCGUAAAUGAACAUCCGAACAGAGAAAAUGAGGGGGGGAUAAAGGAAGAUAAUGAUCAAAAUCAGAGACUUAUUAUUUUCUGCUUUGACUCUCAUACGUGAAGGAAACAAAGAUUAUAAACAAAACGGUUGUUGUUUUUAUUUCUUUCUCUGUUUGUUUUAAAGUUUGUACUUUAUUUAUUCAGUUUUUUUUUCAAUGGGAUGAACAAUUAAAAAAAGAAAAGAAAAAUAAGUUUCCUCUGAAUUAUGAAAUAUUAACUUACUGUGCUAAUUUUUAAACAAUCUCAAGUUUGUCUGUUUUUCUUUUUGGCAGCCAUCUUUGUUUGCUAUGCCUUGUAGCCAUGUAAGAUUGCAUUUGUAAAUUUGACGCUAGUUAAUCGUUUCGCCUUCUUUGUCUGCUGACUUAACCUCAGUAUGCUGCAUGUCAAGAGGACUGUUGUCAAUAAAGUUACAGUUUUCGUCCUUGUA
This is a messenger RNA of Osmerus eperlanus (European smelt), 3372 nucleotides long. RefSeq names its product sarcalumenin-like. Bases 8 to 2560 code for a protein of 850 amino acids. Gene Ontology annotation, molecular function: GTP binding. The record is from RefSeq and is a predicted model, not a curated record. The transcript has 9 exons. NCBI's taxonomy places the organism in Eukaryota, Metazoa, Chordata, Actinopteri, Osmeriformes, Osmeridae.